Cucurbita maxima (winter squash) is the source of this 874-nucleotide messenger RNA. RefSeq names its product probable transcription repressor OFP9. Gene Ontology annotation, biological process: negative regulation of DNA-templated transcription. The record is from RefSeq and is a predicted model, not a curated record. The transcript has a single exon. Bases 164 to 649 code for a protein of 161 amino acids. NCBI's taxonomy places the organism in Eukaryota, Viridiplantae, Streptophyta, Magnoliopsida, Cucurbitales, Cucurbitaceae.
GGCAUCAUCAUUGCUUCCCCCAAUUCUUGUUCCCUCCCUCUUCUAUCCCCUUCUCUUCGAUAACCGCAACUUGAACCAUUCUAAAUCCAAAAAACAAGACCCACUUUGCCAAUUGUGCAUAAAUGAUUAUUUUGGCCUCCAAAUUCCCUUCAAAGCACCGAGAAUGAAAGCAGUGGCCUCAACCCAACGGCAUCAGCAAGAACAGAGAGCCUUCAGGGCCUUGUGCUGUGGAUGCAGUUGUAAUUGCAGGUUGAGUUUUUCAUCUUCAGAAGAAGUAGAAAGCCUCAGCUCUGAGAGAUUCCCGUCGGUCUCCGGCAUAGCCCACGCCAUGGUUCAGGAGAGGCUCGACCAAAUGAUAAGGGAAAAUCGAGAGAUGAGGCAGAGUAAAGAAAGAAGGAAACAGAGAAGUGAAGACACCAAAUUUGUUGUAAUGGUGGCGAGGGAGAAAUGCUCUGACGACCCCAGAGAGGACUUUAGAGUUUCGAUGAUGGAAAUGAUUUUGGCCAACCGAAUUGAGGAGCCAAAGGAUCUACGUAGCCUGUUGAACUAUUAUAUCUCCAUGAACUCAGAUGAGUGCCAUGGCGUCAUCUUAGAGGUAUUCCAUGAGGUUUGUAGCCAUCUGUUCUUGGCUUGUAAACGCCAUUUGUAGGAACAUUUCAGCGUUCUUUUCACAUGUUUAGUCUUGCUUCUUUAAAUUCCCAGAAACAAGAUAGCAAGAACUCAGAGAGAGAGUACAGAAUUUUGAUGGGAAAAAUGGAAAGUUCUGGACUGAUUGUGUAUGUGCCUAUCAAUGGUCUUUUAAUGGGUGGAUUAUAAUGCUCCUUUGUUGUAGUUCUCUCGUUAAAACAGAGAAAAUCAAAGCAAAUUGAUGUGA